Molecule: messenger RNA, 1431 nt
Organism: Ooceraea biroi (clonal raider ant)
Lineage: Eukaryota; Metazoa; Arthropoda; Insecta; Hymenoptera; Formicidae
Product: prostatic acid phosphatase
Biological process (GO): dephosphorylation
Molecular function (GO): phosphatase activity
Source: RefSeq, a predicted model, not a curated record
CGAUCGACUUCCUAGCCUGCCGCCAGAUCGCUGCUGAUCCUGAGUACCCUGUCGCUCCACCCAGGCUGCUCCAUUGUUCAGCAGGAGGCUCGAAGUACUUGGAGAGCUCGCUGUAUCGCUAAUCAUUCAGGAUAAAGGAAUACCUCUGCGCUCCGAAGCUACAAGCGAGGAAUGCAAGACGGUUCACAAAACUGACACUUUACGACUAGUCACAGUGCAGGCAAAGAGAAAACAGAUUUAAAUGUGAUCGAAACAUCUCCUCACGCCUCAUCAAUUCAUGCCGCCUCAUAGUCAUUCUCUUCAAACCAGCGACCCCUCUUGUAAAGUCGGAUGAGCAGUUAAAUUGUAUUUGCGCCGGGAUUAAUGUUAUCAUGGGAAUAACAAUUCUCUGUAACGAGACAUGGGGAAAGGGCGCCGGUGAAUACCUAUCCGAACGACCCUCAUAUCAACGAUACUAUGGAGCCUUAUGGCUGGGGUCAGCUGACAAAGGAAGGUAGAAGAAACCAAUACGAUCAGGGACUAUAUCUGCGGAAACGUUACAACGAUUUCCUAAGGACCACGUACCAUCCCGACAUAUUUCAUCUGCAAUCCACCGACGUAGAUCGCACGAAGAUGUCAGCGUUGCUGCUCUCCGCCUCUUUGUGGAAGCCCAACGAAAAGCAGUCGUUCAAGGCUGAUCUACCUUGGCAGCCAGUCACGCUGUACUAUCAGGAACGUGCGGAGGACACGCUUAUGUUGGUGUGGAACGCAUGUCCGAGGUACACUCAAUUACGCAGCUCGGUCUACGACUUGCCAGAAGUUCAAAAGACUCAAGAGGAUUACAAGCAGCUGUUUGAGGAGCUCACGAAUUACACGGGUAUGCCGAUCAGGACCAUCGACGAUGUCAGCUCGCUAUACAGCACGUUGGUGGCCGAGGAUGAGAUGAACUUGACUUUGCCAGAGUGGACGAAGAAUUAUUAUCCCGAUAAAUUAAUACCUUUGACUUUGUACGAAUUGCAACUAAAUACGUACGACGACGAGUCUCGCAGGCUGAAAGGCGGUCCCAUGGUGAAGAAGAUCACCGACGACAUGAGAGCAGCGGAAGAGGGUACUCUCCAGCCCCAGAGGAGAAAAAUGUCUAUGUACGUUGGUCACGACAGUACCAUCGUCGCUCUGCUCGACACGAUGCACAUUUGGUACAAUCAGAUGCCAUAUUAUAAUAUCAUGACGAUGAUAGAGUUGCACGAAGAUGAAGAAGGCAACUGGAACGUUCAAAUAUUUCUAAGAAACACGACAGUCCAUGAACCGUAUCCUAUGACGAUACCUGGAUGCACCGUCGCGUGUCCUCUUGACAAAUUUAUCAAGAUCUUGUCACCAAUGAUACCGGAAGACUGGAAGGAAGAGUGCAAGGUCGGAGGCAAUUACACAACUCCAUCUGCACCACCUCCAUAA